AUGAAGUGGUCCGUCAUCUCGUCACCAACGCUUCUGAUCCUGUAUUUGGUGACAUUCCCUUCUGCUGAGGAGUUAAAAAGGAAGACACCAGUCCACCUGAAGAUUCAAUUUACCUCGAUUUUAGUAUGUUGCAUUUUCGAAUUCCCCUUUUUUUGUACGACGCUUGUCUUCUCUACUGGAAUAUUGUCGCAUUUUUUACAGACAUGAUUUAGCGUAUCUGUCUAAUGUAAAUGUUCUUUACAGACCAGGUUUUGAAGCUGACAGCUGUAAUUGUUCUUGUAUUCAUUCGUUUGUUUUUUCUGGGAAAGGAUCAGAAGAUCGAACUUGCGUGUUUUUUGUUAUUUAUGGGAACAAGCGAUGUUUUGAGAGUUUUCAUAAUUGCACAAGCCAUAGGCGGGUGAAAUGUGAGACCUUUAAAAGCAUCACGAGUGACCUCAUAUCAUAGGACACAAGAGCUGCUCGUGGGAUUUUUAUGAUUAUUAUCUUAAAAACGACUACCUGUACCUUUACACUACAUUGUACGUCCUCGGGUGAAAAUUACGUGAAGAAUUUUCCAACCGGCUGAAAACUUGUUUCUUUGAAUUGGUCAUAUAAUAGAAUGAUACGCGACUUUGCUAAUACUGAGCUCAAAAUGAACGCUGGAAUUGGCCAACCCUGUACCAGGUCUCUCAAGGCGUUUGUUGUUUCGCGCGGCCUCGAUCCUUGUUCUUGUUGUCUGAGAUGCAAAGUCAAAAAAACUUCGUAAGUUCUUUAAAGUUGUAUGUUUGCAAACCUUUUCUUUUCAUGAUGGGCAGAGGAGAUCAUCGAUCUGUGUAGGAAUGCGAAAAUGACCUUAGACAUCGGUACAAGGCACAAAAUUUUUAACGAAAACCUGUUAUUUCCAAUUCGUGGGUUCGUGGCGCAGAAGUCCGUAAUAAGUUGUUACGCCAUAAUUCCGUUCCAUCCCGUUCAAAGUAGACCUUAAAGAGCUCAAAUGAGAAUUAUAUAUUCCGAAGAAUAAUCAAUUCUGAAAAUAAUGGAAAUUUAAGACGUUAAAUUGACGAAAUUAGCCCUGCGGUAACAAAUAAUGCGAUUCUCGAAAGCGCCAAGGACUAUGGCUGGAAUAUAAAAACAGCGCCUACCGACUUCAACUGAGGUUUUGCGACAUUAGGGCUACUAUUUGAACCGGUAAAUAUUAUUUUGAUUAUUGAAAAGUAUAUUUAAAGUAUUGUUCAGUCAUGGAUUUUGUCUCUAAACGAUUCUAGAAUUUUUAACGUAACGCUACGCGAUUUGUGAUCGUGAAGUUAUCUAAACAACGAUUCCAUCAUGGUGAAUCUAUCGCUUAGAUCCUGUAAAAGCAAGAAAUUCGUUCGUUUUUUGCCAGUGAACUGUCAAUUUUAGCACUCUUUAAAAUAAAGGAAUAUUUCUAGGUCGUUUAUCUUUACAUAUAUAUAAUUAAUAGCUUCAGGUACGCGAUCAUCUCGUAAACCCGACAAAUUUGGAUAUUGAAUUGAGAGCUAGUUGUGACUUGAGUGGUAAAUAGAGAAUAUUACAUGAGCGCACGUAGAUAUAGAAUUUCUCUUUCAGUGUUCAACUCGAUAGCUCACCAUGUACUAUUUUGUUUAUCGCAUAAACACCGUGGCUUUACUGACAAGAAAAGUCGACUUUACUAAUGAAUGAAAAUAAAAGAAUCGACAAUACCCUGAUGAAAAUCGUAAAGCGCGUUAGCGCACUCAAGAUGAAAACAUGCGUCGAAUCACUGAAAAAACAAAAGUGGUCGUAAUAUUCAAUAUAAAAAAUUCUCAAUUACUGACUUUGUCCAUUGCCAGAAAUCAAGGACAUUUCGAGCCCGCUAACAAUUAUCAGCUGUAUAUCGUAUUACACUCUGGAACAAUAGAAUAUCAAGAGAAUUCAAUAUGGCGGCGAUCACGGCUCGAUCUGUAAAGAAGCGUGUUUCAUACCAUGACUUAUACAAUUUGAGCUCCGCAGAUCUUCUAUUUGAUGAAAAGAAAAAGAAAAGAAGACCUGCAAGUAAAUCUUUGGGAUUUUUCGAGGCAAAGCGAUGACAUGAUGUCAGAAUUUUGAUUUGCUUUAAUUUAAUUUUCGCGCUAAGACUACUGAAUUUGCAUUCAAUGCCUGACAUAUUUUUAUUCCGAAAAGGACCGAGAACUAAUUUAUUUCCCUGCAAGAACAUAAACAAAUAUGGCCGACGAUUCGAAGAUCAGCGUUGCUCGUGUUUAACUAUUUCAGUCAUAGUUUUCAAUAUGGCGUCUCGUCACUUACUCAACAUGGAAAAUAAGGGAUAUUCUGGCGCGUUGGGAACUUUUUUGAUGGGAGGAAAUGGCAAUUUUACAGGAUAUUUGGACGCUUCGAACUCUGUAGCAGUCAACUCGAUCGAGAGCAGUUGACUUUAUUGAUGCACUUUCCUGUAAUAGGCGAGUGUUUGGGAUGGAGAACGACGGAUUUUGAAGAAGUGUAUGGCGACCUAGGUCAAUAAUCAAUGACAAAAGAACUGGCUCGGGAAGUAAGUGGCUUUUAUUUAUCGAGUCCCUGUGAGGUUUGAUGAAUAGCUGAAUCAGUACUGAAUAUGUCUCGAUCGAGAGCAGACGGGACCAUGAGCUCCUGAUUGUUAUAUUUUAGAAAUUUUACAAAUUUCCUUACAGUUUCUUAUAUUAUUUAGACGUCAUUAUGGACGAAAUGCGCAAGCGCGGCCGCCAUCAGAAAUCUGUCAGGUACAGGGCCAAAAUGGGCCUGUGACAAAACUUCCGGCUGUCGAUUCUCGUUCUUUGCGGCGAGAAAUACAAUUAACCAAAGCCACUGAAUAUGUAACUUUCGAUUUGUCUUUUCGUAUUUUGGUUUUCUUCACCUUCUAGAGAUGUUGAAACGUCACUGUCUGUAAGAGAUACGGAUUUUUCAGUGUUUUAGCAGUCACAAUACCAGAAAAUUCCGACUAACGACCUUGGAUUGAGUGACUUUGCCGUCUAGUCAUCCACCUGACCGAAUGGCACGAAAGGCAAGUGACGUGUCAGCAGCUGGUUGGCGAAAUCACUUACACGAGAAAAAGUACUGGUUUUUUUCACGUAUAUUAUUACGGCUGUUCUCAGGACUGGAAAUCCUUGUAUAACACCGUAGUUUAUAUGAUAAAUGUGUAUUUCUGACGGAAACCAAAGAAGUAAAGCAGUCAUUAAAAAUCAUGCAAAGAAGAGAAAAACAGGCCGGAUUGUGUAUCAAGAAAAUGCUGAUACAACUGUGAUGGAAGCAGAAAAUGUCAUAAACGUAACGUUUUAUUGUGAAAUUAAAAAAAAAAAAAAAAAAAAGGUUUUCUUUAAAUUUACGUAAGUUACAGGAUAUCUUGGUUUGUUACAUGUGCUCCUCGCCCCAUCAUGGAGCGAAAGACGGUCUGCCAACGGAAACUUUUUAAAUCAUUUGAGAAUCUUUUCGAGACUAUACACAACGAAAAGGAUACGAAACGGGAUGGAACAGAAAGCGUAACAACCUAUUACGGACUUUUGCACGAACCCACGAAUUGGAAAUAAAAGGUUUUCGUUAAAAUUUUUAACAUUUCGUAAUGACUACGGUCAUUUUCACAUUCCAACAUAAAUCAAUGAUUUCCUCGGCCCAAAAAAAUUUGUCAACCUACAAUUUUCAAAGAGUUUGCGAGGCUUUUUUGGCUCUGCAUUUCACACAACAACAACAAAGAUCAAGACCGCGCGAAACAACAUGCCCCUUGAGGGACCUGGUACACAGUUGGCCAAACCCAGCAUUCAUUCUAACCUCAGUAUUGGUAAUUAGAAAGUCGCGUAUUGUGUAAUGUUUAAGAGUCAAAUAUUAUUUUGUCUUCCAUAAAGGCCUCGAUUUGAAGGAACACCGUAUGGCACUCGAAUUGGGAGGAACACCGCAUGGCACUCUUUGUUUAAUUUACAUGUAGACAUUUUUUAUUAAUUAUUGGUAAAGAGGAUAUAUUCAGUAGUCCAAUCGAUCGACGAAAUAAUCAACACUUUCAUUUAUUUUGCAGGACACUCCACCAUUUGAUUGUUCAGCACAUAGAUUAUGCCCUGAUAAUUUGGAAUGCAGUAUAUUUGACACGUGUUGUCAAAGGUGGCCUCCUUGGAGGUAUUCAUGUUGUCCUCUACCAAAUGCUGUUUGUUGCUAUGACCUAAAACAUUGCUGUCCGGAAGGAUACAUUUGUUCUCCUAUUGUAAAAGGGUGUAUACCUGAGAACAAAUCUCAGUUAUAA
Molecule: messenger RNA, 4216 nt
Organism: Pocillopora meandrina
Lineage: Eukaryota; Metazoa; Cnidaria; Anthozoa; Scleractinia; Pocilloporidae
Source: the annotation of a GenBank genome assembly